GUAUAUUUGCUUUUAUGGGUCCGGAAAUCUUUCUUCUUGUUCACUAAAAGUUCCUAAAACACCAAACAUUGCCUUGCUCAGAAAGUUUCAGAGCGCGGAGUCGAAAGUUUGCAGAGCAGAAAACAACAAUGGAGGCGCCCAAGACCAUAGCCCACGAGAUCGGAGGACUUCAAAACGAUGCGCUUCGCUUCGGCCUUAACGGCGUCAAGAGCGAUAUCGUUGGAUCUCAUCCUCUCGAAUCGGCUUGCCAAUCUGCGAGAAAAACACAAGAGGAGAUAAAGAGGAAAAUUCUGGCCAACACAUAUGGAAGUGCGUUCCCCUUGAAAAUGGACCUUGACAGGCAAAUUCUUUCACGAUUUCAGAGGCCUCCAGGAGCAAUUCCCUCUUCAAUGUUGGGUUUGGAGGCAAUGACUGGAACCUUGGAUGACUUUGGCUUUGAGGAUUAUCUAAAUGAUCCGCGUGAUUCAGAAACCUUCCGGCCAGUUGAUAUGCAUCACGGGAUGGAAGUUCGCCUGGGGCUGUCAAAGGGUCCAGUCUGCCCAAGUUUUAUAUAAUAAUGUUUUACUUUGUUAAUGCAUUGAAUGAAAUCCAGUCAGGCUAGUCAGCUUUUUAAAUGUUUUUCUUUUGGAUCAUCAUUAAUCCAUUAAGGAUUUCUUAAGCUGUCACUUUCAUCUAAACAUGUAUUCUUCUAAAGAUCAAACAUCUAUUGUGUUAUGCUGAUUUCCCUAUGGAUAUAAACUACAUAGCCUUGGGUA
Messenger RNA from Humulus lupulus (European hop), 755 nucleotides. Its product is annotated as cyclin-B1-2-like. NCBI's taxonomy places the organism in Eukaryota, Viridiplantae, Streptophyta, Magnoliopsida, Rosales, Cannabaceae. The record is from RefSeq and is a predicted model, not a curated record. The transcript is spliced from 4 exons. The coding region runs from base 129 to 554 and encodes 141 amino acids. Gene Ontology annotation, cellular component: cytoplasm; nucleus. Gene Ontology annotation, biological process: proteasome assembly.